AUGUCAGAAUCGGAGCCUUUGCCCGAAAUUUACCUUUUUUUCUCCUCGCGUUUCCUUUCUCUUUCUCUCUCUAGAUUUUUCUUCUUCCCCCAAUCAAAUCAUUCUCUCUCACUAGGGUUUCGUUUUCAACAUUCGGAUCCAGCUCAUAACUCAACCAAAUUCAUUUGCUUUUUCAUACUUCAAUUCUUCUUCAAUGCUUACAAUUUCUCUGUAUAUUUUCUCCAAUUAAUCUGGUUUCCAGAUCAGCGUGGAUAACGAGUGAUUGUGUUCUCAUGUUUUUGGAAAUUGGGGAAUUAGGAUUUGCAGAAUGUCGGAACAGGGAGUGAAAGAAUGAGUGAGGCGGAGAUUACGAAGAUGAAGCAAAAUGCAACUUCGGUGUCUCUAGGGACACUUAUUGGUCGGGAGUUGAGGAAUGAUAAAGUGGAACAGCCUACAAUAAAGUAUGGACAGGCUGCUUUGGCAAAGAAAGGGGAAGACUGUUUCUUGAUUAAGCCUGAUUGUCAGAGGAUUCCGGGAAAUCCGUUGACUUCAUUUUCAGUUUUCGCGAUUUUUGAUGGGCAUAAUGGUAUAUCGGCUGCUAUUUUUGCCAAAGAGAAUCUAUUAAACAAUGUAUUGAGUGCUAUCCCUGAAGGAAUUAGUAGGGAAGAGUGGCUUCAAGCACUUCCUCGUGCUUUAGUUGCGGGAUUUGUGAAGACUGAUAUAGAGUUUCAGCAAAAAGGUGAAACAUCUGGGACUACCGUGACUUUUGUUGUGAUCGAUGGGUGGACGAUCACUGUUGCAUCAGUUGGAGAUUCCAGGUGCAUACUGGACACCCAAGGAGGUGUGAUUUCUUUGUUGACUGUUGACCAUCGAUUAGAAGAGAAUGAGGAGGAACGGCAGCGUGUAACUGCAAGUGGUGGUCAAGUAGGAAGACUCAAUGUUUUUGGGGGUAAUGAGGUUGGACCUCUGCGUUGCUGGCCUGGUGGGUUGUGCCUUUCAAGGUCUAUUGGUGAUACGGAUGUUGGGGAGUUUAUCGUUCCAGUACCGCAUGUGAAACAAGUGAAGAUUUCAAAUGCUGGUGGGAGGCUUAUUAUAGCGUCGGAUGGUAUAUGGGAUGCUUUAACAUCGGAUUUGGCAGCACAGUCUUGCAGAGGUUUACCGGCAGAACUUGCGGCAAAGCUGGUUGUGAAGGAAGCAGUAAGGUCAAGAGGUCUGAAGGAUGAUACAACCUGUUUGGUUGUUGAUAUUAUUCCUUAUGACCAUCCUAUCUUGCCUCCAACACCUAGGAAGAAGCAAAAUUUGCUCACCUCUUUUCUCUUCAGGAGGAGAUCACAAAAUGCUAGGUCUAAUAAGCUUUCUGCGGUUGGUGUCGUGGAAGAAUUGUUUGAAGAGGGCUCUGCAAUGCUUGCUGAGAGGCUUGGUAAAGAUUUUCCUCUGGAUUCUAGCUCUGGGCUGUUUAGAUGUGCUGUUUGCCAAGCAGAUCAGCCUGCAAGUGAGGGUUUAUCUGUUAACUCAGGGCCUUUCUUUUCACCUUCAUCAAAGCCAUGGGAAGGGCCAUUCCUUUGUGCAACUUGUCGGAGGAAGAAGGAUGCGAUGGAAGGAAAAAGACCAAGUAGACCUAUAAUAACUGCUUAAUGUGGUAACCUUAGUAAGUAAGUAUAUGCUGAUAUAUUUUUUUGCCUGGCGUGGGAACAUGCUUGGUUCUCAAUCUGCAGUGGUUAUAUUUCUGUAGAUGUUUUGAGAAGAGUAAUGUUUGUGCUGAUUAUUGUACUUACUGACAAAGAAGAGCAUAUGAUUGUGUUGAUUUUAUUACUAACAGCUUGAAUGUAAGUAAAGGAAUGAUGCUUGUGAAAAUAUUGUUUAGUAAAAGUGUCCCUCAUUUGUGAUU
This is a messenger RNA of Solanum lycopersicum (tomato), 1867 nucleotides long. RefSeq names its product probable protein phosphatase 2C 5. Gene Ontology annotation, biological process: peptidyl-threonine dephosphorylation. Gene Ontology annotation, molecular function: protein serine/threonine phosphatase activity. The record is from RefSeq and is a predicted model, not a curated record. Lineage: Eukaryota; Viridiplantae; Streptophyta; Magnoliopsida; Solanales; Solanaceae.